AUCCAAAUAGUUCUGUUGGUGGCAAUUAUAGUUGUUGGCCGGUAAUGUUGGCUAUUUAUAACUUUCCACUGAAAUUGUGCAUAAAAAGGAAAUUUAUUAUGCUGACGAUGUUGAUAUCUGGUCCUAAACAGCCCGGAAACGAUAUAGAUGUUUAUUUGGCCCCUCUUAUAGAGGAUCUACAGAAAUUAUGGGAUGAAGGUGUGGAAGUUUAUGAUGCCUACAAGGAGGAGAACUUCAAUCUCAAAGCUGUACUUCUUUGGACGAUCAGUGACUUCCCCGCAUAUGCUAAUCUUUCGGGUUGCCCUAAAGGAGGAUAUAAUGCUUGUCCAAUUUGUGCUGAAUGUACUUCUUCCAUCAGGCUCAAAUACUCCGGGAAAAAUGUUUAUCAAAGUCAUAGGAAAUUUCUUCCCAGAAAACACAAGUUUAGAUUGGAUAAAAAGGCUUUUCAUGGUCAGCAAGAGUUAGGUACAGCUCCAAAACCUUACGACGGUGAAGAAGUUCUUAGGCAGGUUGAAGGCAUUCAGAACGUAUGGGGUAAGACAACGAAAUCUAAACCCGUCUAUUGGAAGAAGAAGUCAAUUUUCUUUGAACUAGCAUACUGGAAGUACCUUCUUGUCCGACAUUGUCUAGAUUUCAUGCACACGGAGAAAAACAUAGGAGAGAGUAUUGUUGGGACGUUACUAAACGUACCUAAGAAAACAAAAGAUGGUUAUAAUGCUCGAAAAGACCUUGAGGAUUUAGGAAUGAGGCCUGAAUUGACACCUAAAGAGAAUGGAAAAAAGGCGUACCUUCCACCGGCAUGUUUCACAUUGACAAAGGAGGAAAAGAUUAAGCUCUGUAAAACAUUGUCUGAAUUGAAGGUCCCAGAAGGUUACUAUUCGAAUUUUAAAAACCGGGUAUCGAUGACAGAUUUAAAGUUGUACGGUCUAAAAUCGCAUGACUAUCACAUGCUUAUGCAGCAAUUUCUUCCGUUAGCUAUAAGGUCCAUUUUGCCUGAGCAUGUGAGAAAUGCUAUAAUCAGGUUAUGUUUUUUUUUCAAGGAAAUCUGCUGCACUGAGGUUGAUGUCAUGCGCCUGACUCAAAUACAAGAGGACUUGGUUGUUACCUUAUGCUUAUUGGAACAAUAUUUUCUCCCGUCUUUUUUUGACAUCAUGGUUCAUUUAACUGUCCAUUUGGUUCGGGAAGUUCAAUUAUGUGGGCCGGUUUGCUUCCGAUGGAUGUAUCCUUUUGAAAGGUUUAUGAAGGUUUCGAAAGGCUAUGUUCGAAAUCGGAACCGUAUAGAAGGUUCCAUAGCUGAGGGUUAUAUUGCAGAAGAGGCGGUUGAGUUUUGCACUGAGUACUUCAAAAAUGUUGUAACUAUUGGUAUUCCUAUUGUUGGUACUGCAACAACGACCGAAAAUUUUGGUGGCACGAGCCUUCUUUCUGACGGGAAGAUAUUAUCAAAGAGCACAUUUGCUGAUCUUGAUGUUAAUGGACCAGUGAUGCGGCAGGCACACCAAACCAUACUAAAUAACACAGAAGUCGUGGAACCCUACUUUGAGUUACACAUGUCUUAUUUGAAGGAAAAAUUUCCACAUGAAACAGAAAAAUGGCUGGAGAAACAGCAUUGUCAAACAUUCCAAGAUUGGUUACAUGAAAAAGUUGAAGAAGAACGAAAGGAUCCUGAUAAUAUUAUAUCUGAAGAAUUGAGAUGGAUAGCAUCUGGACUAAGUAGCCAAAUACUGACAUAUGAAGGAUUCAAAGUAAAUGGAUGCCAAUAUCACACAAAGGCUCGAGAUGAUAGAAGAGUUACCCAAAACAGUGGAGUAUGCUUAAUGGACACAGAAGACAACAGUUACUACGGUGUGAUCAAGGAGAUAUGGGUUCUUGAUUAUCAAAUGAUAAGGGUACCCUUGUUCAAGUGUAACUGGGUGCAAAAUCGGGCAAUAAAGAUAGAUAAACUGGGAUUCAGACGAGUUGAACUUGAGAGGUUAGGUCAUAAAGCUGACCCCUUCAUUAUGGCUUCCCAAGCGAAACAAGUUUUCUAUGUACAAGACCAAAGUUAUUCUAAUUGUUCGAUUGUCAUAUCAACACGGGAAAGAGAUAUAGAUGAAUGUGAGGUGGAAGAGUCACUUGCCUUAGAGGGUAAUCCCAGUUUUGAAAAUGUUGUUCCUGAGGAGGGUUCCUUCGACAUAGGUGAUGAUUCUCAAUAUGCUUACAUGCGUGAUAACAAUGACGGUAUAUGGAUUGAAGACAUCUCCAAGGAACAAAAGAAAACACACGUGCAAGAUGACAACCCGAUAGACGAGGAUGAAUCAUCGGAUGAUGACAGUUCCAUGGACGAAGGUUACAGUUCAAUGGAAAUUGAAGCAGAUGAUGAUGACUGAAUUUUUAAAGCAUAUAUGUUUUCUCCCUCCAGAACAUACUUGAUUUUCUUUGCCUGCUUUUUUUUUUUUUAA
Messenger RNA from Papaver somniferum (opium poppy), 2438 nucleotides. RefSeq lists its product as uncharacterized. The transcript has 3 exons. Bases 45 to 2366 code for a protein of 773 amino acids. The record is from RefSeq and is a predicted model, not a curated record. NCBI's taxonomy places the organism in Eukaryota, Viridiplantae, Streptophyta, Magnoliopsida, Ranunculales, Papaveraceae.